This is a messenger RNA of Sphaeramia orbicularis (orbiculate cardinalfish), 2831 nucleotides long. RefSeq names its product CCR4-NOT transcription complex, subunit 7 (gene cnot7). The record is from RefSeq and is a predicted model, not a curated record. Gene Ontology annotation, molecular function: nucleic acid binding; poly(A)-specific ribonuclease activity. Bases 448 to 1308 code for a protein of 286 amino acids. NCBI's taxonomy places the organism in Eukaryota, Metazoa, Chordata, Actinopteri, Kurtiformes, Apogonidae. The transcript has 7 exons. Gene Ontology annotation, cellular component: CCR4-NOT complex.
UGCAGUCAGCUUUGCAGACAGAAACGUUAUUAAAGUGGCUUCGUGUGUGUAUGUGUGUGUGCACUGCCACUUCUUGGUGUUGUGUUCAUGGUUUUUGUCUUCUAUGUAGGUAUGUCUAUCUGAAAAGCUUGUUAAACUGCGCACAGGCUGACACUUGAUGUUUGCCGGUUUGAGUCUGUAGGCUGCUAGCUGCUACGUUAGCUGACCCAUAGUGCACCUGAAGCUAACGUUACCAGAGGCAGCUAAGCUCGUCCUUGAUAUCCUGAACAGACAGCUGCUCAAGUCCCUGUGUGCGUCUACACAACGUGACAUUUUUGGCAUUUAACGUGCUGAACCAGUCACUAACUUGCGUUGCACUUUACACCAUUGCUGAGACCUACACUAUAUUUUUAAUUUGACAUCAAAUGCAGUGUGUCGUUUCUCCUGCAACCUGCACCAGUUGGCACUAUGCCCGCAGCUACUGUGGAUCACAGCCAAAGAAUAUGUGAGGUUUGGGCCAACAACCUGGAGGAGGAGCUGAAGAGGAUCAGACAUGUCAUCCGAAAGUAUAACUACAUCGCUAUGGACACAGAGUUUCCAGGUGUGGUUGCCAGACCAAUUGGAGAGUUCAGAAGCAAUGCUGAUUAUCAGUACCAGUUACUCCGGUGCAAUGUGGAUUUGCUCAAGAUAAUCCAGCUGGGCCUCACAUUUAUGAAUGAACAGGGCGAAUAUCCUCCUGGAACAUCAACAUGGCAGUUUAAUUUUAAGUUUAACCUCACAGAGGACAUGUAUGCACAGGACUCCAUUGAGCUCCUGACCACUUCAGGGAUUCAGUUCAAGAAGCACGAGGAUGAAGGCAUCGAGACACUGUACUUUGCAGAGCUACUGAUGACGUCAGGCGUGGUGCUCUGUGAUGGAGUCAAGUGGUUGUCUUUCCAUAGUGGCUAUGACUUUGGAUACCUGAUCAAGAUUCUGUCCAAUGCCAACCUGCCAGAGGAGGAGGUGGACUUCUUUGAGAUUCUUCGCCUGUACUUCCCUGUCAUUUAUGAUGUCAAGUACCUCAUGAAGAGCUGUAAGAAUCUGAAGGGCGGUCUGCAGGAAGUAGCUGAGCAGCUGGAGCUGGAAAGGAUCGGACCCCAGCAUCAGGCCGGAUCUGACUCUUUACUCACAGGAAUGGCUUUCUUUAAGAUGAGAGAGAUGUUCUUUGAGGAUCAUAUCGAUGACGCUAAGUACUGUGGUCACUUGUACGGGCUGGGCUCCGGCUCAGCCUACGUCCAGAACGGAACAGGAAACGCUUACGAAGAGGAGGCGAACAAGCAGCAGUCGUGACAUCACUCUGAAACUCUCCCAUCCUGCAGUUCACAUCCACGCUCAGCGCCGCGCUGAGAGGUCAAGCUUUCAACAGCCGGAAGAAAAUAAUGGAAGAACACAUAAAAACAUCCACGCACCAUGUAGCCCGCUGUCUGUCAUAGGCUCUGCUCACCUUAGACUAUUGAACAUGAAGGGUCCAUCAGUUGUCCUCCCACAUACAGCUGGUGUGUAUGUGUGUGAGUCUAGUCUUUUAUUCCUACGAAGCAGCGUAGAUGGUCUGGUUGAUUCAGUUAAAUUUAACAUGCAAAUGCUUGAGAAGAUGGGGAUUUUAGUUUUCCUAAAAAAUGUUCUGUAGAAAUUUUUGCACUUUAAAGCUCUAACCUGAUUUUAUAUGGAAAGCUGAAAAAAAAAUUCCUGGCGUGUCUCUCCUCUUUGUUGCCUUCUCUAUGUUCCCACUUUUACAUUGUGGACAUCUGUCUUAUCAUAACAACAGCCGCUCUCACCACGCUCAGCCUUAAUAUUAGCUGCAUUCUUAUCUUUUAAACUUUAAUUUAUUGUCGGUUAUCUGACAGCGAGUAGAUGAUCCAUUCAACACUAAGACAACACACGUCAGUACACUCCUCCCUCUGCAUCAGGGAGCUUUGUGUGUUUACAUGCACAUGACUAUCUCAUUGUACUCAGCUUGUUACUUUUCAGUUUGUUCAUAUUAAGAAAAUGUUCAUAAAGACCUGAAUAAGAUCUGAUCCCACUGUGAGCAGCCUUUCACUAAGAAGCCGUUGUAUUAUGUUUAAAGGUGGGUCGCUCAAACAAGUGAGCACUAGUGUUUUGUAUUUUUGUUUGCUGUUUUUCUUGUCUGCAUUCACGGUACUGGAAUAGCAUACAGUGAUGUUGGCAGUAUGUACUCAGAUGCAUACAGAUGCACAAGUUUUCAUUAUUUAGGUUGUUAAGGAAGCACCUUCAUUGACAGAAGCACAUAUAAACAGAUGCAUCACCCAAGUGAACUGGUUAGACACCAAAUGAACCAGACCAUCAAAAUCAAUAUAUCAAACAUAGCUGCACACACCGCUGAGGUUCCUCUCAACUACUCUGGUGAGAGUAGAUUUUCACUUUUAAUUAAGGUUUUCUAGAGUUUUAGUGUUGUUAUAAAAGAGGAAAAAACCUUUUACUCAUUGGAAGAAAAAAAACAUUGGUUUUUAACAUGCACCUUUUGUUCCGGUGGAGUUCAUUUCACUAGUAGUUCAGGCCUUUUUUUGUUGUUUUUUUUCCAUUCAUGCUGCGUAGAUCAGCUGCAUGUACUAAAACGUUUGAAUAAAUGCUGUGUUGUUGAAUAGUAUCCUGAACUUCCAUAGGUGUGUGUUGAAGUGUAGGCUCACACAACUUAUUAACCUGCCUCUUUGUCAAAUACCUGAAGAAGCUCGCUCGUUUUCUUUUUGCAGCACAUUUCUCACACUGUAAAGGAGUUUAAAGAAGAAUAUGCAAUAUACAGGAGGAUUGUUUUUAGAGUAUUUUGUAAAUAAAGGCUUGAAAGUUUUCUACUAUGA